Messenger RNA from Metarhizium robertsii ARSEF 23, 1398 nucleotides. Its product is annotated as Peptidase cysteine/serine, trypsin-like protein. The transcript is spliced from 3 exons. NCBI's taxonomy places the organism in Eukaryota, Fungi, Ascomycota, Sordariomycetes, Hypocreales, Clavicipitaceae. Gene Ontology annotation, biological process: proteolysis. Gene Ontology annotation, molecular function: serine-type endopeptidase activity. The record is from RefSeq and is a predicted model, not a curated record. The coding region runs from base 1 to 1398 and encodes 465 amino acids.
AUGGGGCCCAACAAAGCUAUCGCGGCCGCAAUCGCCGUGUUCGCAGCCCAAACAGCUAGUGCGAAACCCGUUGACAUUCAACCAAAAAUUGUUGGAGGAUCGCAAGCCAACCAGGCUGAGUGGCAGUCGAUCGUCUCUAUACGACUUGCUCAAGGGGGCGGGCAACCUUACCACACCUGCGGCGGAUCGUUGGUGUCAGCCGACACUAUAGUCACGGCCGCCCAUUGUAAUAUAGAUAGACUACCGGCUAGCAUGUUUUCAGUCCUUGCUGGGUCAAAUGACCGCAAAAGCAGGCAAGCUACUGUCGUUGGCGUAGCUGAAAUUAUUCACCACCCAGAGUUUGACCGUAAUACCAUGAAAGAUGAUAUUUCUGUUUGGAAACUAUCAAGGCCAAUUCCAGAAAGUAACACGAUUAAAUAUGCCAGGAUGCCGCGGCAGCGCGAGGACCCGCCACCCUCAGCUGCAGUAAAGGUAGCUGGCUGGGGAGCUAUACAGGAAAUAAAAAUACCACAAGGUGCUCAAGGUGGUCAAGCCAUAAUUCCACGAGAUGCUCCACAAGAGCCUUCCCCGAAAGGACUUGUUCCCGUCACCAUCAUACCGUUCCCUCCGACUGGACAUCCUCAGGACCCCCAGCCGGCGCCUCAAGGUCCUCAGGCUCCUAUCGACGAGGAGACCAUCGCGCCUCGACUCCUGCGAGAAGCUAUGCUCAGCGUCGUCGACCACAGCACGUGCAGUCAGGCAUACGCACCUACGACUCAAGUCCAGCAGCCUGGCCCGAUCCAGCCUGGCCAAUUCGGCAAAAGACAAGUCUCAUCGCGAAUUACACAAAAUAUGAUUUGCGCAGGUGCAAGCCGAGGGGCCCAGGAUUCCUGCUAUGGAGAUAGUGGCGGUCCUCUUGUUGAUGCCCACUCCAACACACUGGUUGGUAUAGUUUCGUUUGGUCUGGCUUGUGGACAUCCGACUGCUCCCGGCGUUUAUACCAAAGUCAGCAGCUAUAUGGACUUUAUUAGGCGAGUAGCUGGCAAUAUCGGCGGUAACGGCGACAAUGGCAGCGGUAACGGCGACGAUAGCGGCAGCGGGAACGGCGACAAUGGCAGCGGUAACGGCGACGAUAGCGGCAGCGGGAACGGCGACAAUGGCAAUGGUAACGGCGACAAUGGCAAUGGUAACGGCGACAAUGGCAGUGGUAACGGCGAUAAUGGCAAUGGUAACGUCGACAAUGGCAGCGGCAACGGCGAUGAUGGCGGCGUCACUCAGGUGCCUCCAAUGAACUUUGAUUACUGUCUAGACUUGCUUCUACAAACCUGGCUAUCCAACGGUAACGGCGUCCUCACCCAGGUGCCUCCAAACUAUGAUAACUGUAUAAAGUUGAUUUUUGAUGUCCAGCUACCUUUCUAG